UGACCUCACUAUGAGAGUCACUGCUGAGUGGAACAGUGGCAGUAACAGUAGUAGAGCUGAGAGAAAGGAGACUGAUCACUGGAGGAAGACUAGCGGGAGUUAUACAACUGCCUCUUGAGGCUACCGCCCGAACUUAACUAAAGAAAACGUGAAAAGUCUCAAAAAGAUAUAGUUCACCUUGUAUAAAUACAGCAAGCCUGUAGCACCAAAUUGAUUAUUACCAAUCGUCGAGCCAUUGUUGUAAAGAUCUGUUCCUAAUUGCUAUAGAGAUUACCAAAGGAUCUAAUACCUUUUCGUUAUUAACACAAGCCUAAUACAAAUAGGCUGUCCUCCUUGAAAUUAGUGAUAAUUCAUCAAAGAAUACCAAUCAAAGUCGCCAUGUCUCUCAGAACAUUUAUACUUUGCUUGAGUCUCUUAGCGCUAAUAUCCUUCUCUUCCAGUCAAGUGAAUCAAACUUGUGGUGACUGGUACACCAACGGUGGCAUUAACAGAAUUAACUGCACAAUCUAUGUCAUAGAACAAGCCCCAGAGAACACCCUUGUAUUUAAUGCUCCGGCUUUAGUUAAUGGCGCUCAUUAUUUUUAUGGCUCCUCUAUUGCCAAUAAUGAGCACUUUACUGUCAUUAAUAAUCGACUGCUCUACACCAGUGGGUCUUUCGAUAGAGAGGAUAUGGUCACUCGGGAAACUGCUUCAAUGCCAGUCAUUAUAGAAACCUUGGCGACGGCAUUAACACCUGGUCCUAAUAAUGUUCUUGUAUAUAACGUGAUGCACCUUACCAUACAUGUCAUAGACUUGAAUGACAAUGUCCCUAGAUUUAGGAGAGGGUUGAAUUUCAUCAACAGUGCUAUACCUUAUGCUCUCUUGACGCAUGAGAGCUCUAGCCUCUCCUCAAUUCUGACAAUGGAGGCCAUUGAUUAUGACGAGGGUGACAACGGGACGUCUUUUAUAGAACUGGUUCAAUCGGAACCGGAAAUGUUCAAUAUUAGCGUCACGUACGAGGGGGGACGUCCAACAAUCCUCGACAUUGUGCCCAUAGCUGCCCUUGAUCGUGAGAUGCAGGAUAAUUACAUAUUUGAUGUCAUUGCAUACGAGGGUAUCUCAAACCCGGCCAACGCCACACUGAGGAUUAAUCUGACCAUUAUAGAUGAGAAUGACAAUCAGCCAAUAUUCAAUCAGACCCAAUACUCCACCAGUAUCAUUGAGACCAGCCCCAUUAACACUAGCCUUUUAUUCCUCAAUGCCACUGACCUUGAUACAGGAACCAAUGCGGCCAUAUCUUAUAAAAUCAAGGAGGUCUGUGCUAAGAGUACACAGGGAGGAUCCUGCAUUGAUGUACAGCUCUGGCCUUUUGCUCUUGAUACAGAGUCUGGGCUCCUGAGGGUUAGUGAGAUGUUAAAUUAUGAAGAGAUGGUAGAGUAUAGGCUCACUGUUGAUGCCUAUAAUCCUCACCAGGAGCUAGCAGGAUCCUCUACGGCUCUCGUUAACAUAGAGGUACUUGAUGUUAACGACAAUGCACCGAUAGUCGAGGACUUCUCUGUCGUGGUGACUCUAUCUGAGAAUUUUGCCAUCAAUUCGACUUAUGCUACCUUCAGAGUGCACGAUGCAGACUCGCCGAAAUACUCUCUGUUCUAUCUCUCACUGCUUGAUGACAUGACCGGGUUGAAUAGCACUACUUUCGGUCUCCAGAACAGCUCGCAGACUUACAACAGUGUCAAGUUGCUCCAAGUGCUUGACAGAGAGUCAAGAGAUAUGUAUAAUCUCACUAUAGUGGCCCGAGACUUGCUCAAUGCAUCGCUGUACAGCACGUACCGUUUUACUAUUUCUGUCGGUGACGUGAACGACCAUUCGCCGGUGUUUAAUCCAGUGUCUAACCCAGUGUUGCUAGAGGAAGAGAGCUCUGUCAGCACGUUAGUCGUAAAAGUAUCAGCCACUGACGCGGACAUUGGUAGUAAUGCUGGAAUACGUUUCAGUCUCCCAGCUACCAGUGAGAGCUAUCCAUAUCAAGGCAACUUUACCAUUCAAGGAACAACUGGUAAUAUACUAGUAGGCACUUCAAUUGAUCGUGAAUCGACUCCUACUCUAUUCCUCCUUGUUGUGGCUACUGACAAGAAUGGAGCUGAUGAUGGAAGGAGCACUAAUUUAACAAUUAAUAUAACAUUAACAGAUAUCAAUGAUAAUCCUCCUGUCAUUACGACUGUCAUACCAAGUGAGAUCGAAGUCCUUGAGAAUGUAACAAGUGGUUCACUGAUCAUUGAUAUUGACGCGGCUGAUCCUGAUCUCGGAUCAAACGCAAUCAUUACUUACCAGUUGAGUGUAGUAGCUCCCUCUCUCUCGUCCCCAUCUCCCUUUGCCAUCAACUCAUCCACUGGCCGUGUUACUGUUAACGGAGUCCUGGAUCACGAGUCUGUAUCUCAGUAUGUGCUGAGUCUGUCAGUCACUGAUGGGGUCAAUCCCCCAACCACUCAAAACCUUACACUCAACGUCAAAGACGUCAAUGACAACUCUCCUUCAUUCCCAACUAAUAAUUAUUACAAGACACUCCACGAGAAUGCGACCAUCGGUAGUCCAGUGAUCACUUUACAAGCUACUGAUGCCGACUCUGAUCAAUACACUAGCAUCAGUUACUCAUUCGUCUCUGGAAGCUCUGACUUUAGUAUCAAUCCAACCAGUGGGGCUAUAACCACAGCUGCGUCCUUAGACUGGGAGACACAGUCAGUCUAUCAUCUCAUUGCAAGGGCUUAUGAUGGAUUUGGUAGGUACUCAGAAAACAUCAACGUCACUGUCUCUGUUGUUGAUGUUAAUGACGAGAUACCACAGUUUGUCGGGGAUCCUUAUACUUUUGUAAUCCCUGAAGAUGCACCUCUUAAUUCUGUGGUUGAUCACGUGACGGUGAAAUCCAUCGAGCUAGGUAGUAACGGACUAGCAUUGUUCAAUAUCACAAACGAUGUACCUUUUAUCAUUAAUGGAUCGGGGACCAUCCUAACUUCUGGGAACCUGAAUAGGGAAGUAAAGGAUAGCUAUGAUGUAUACGUUAGAGUCUCGGAUUUGGCCCCUCCUCCACAUUACAACACUACCACAGUCACCAUAAGGAUAUCUGAUGUGAACGACAAUGCUCCUCAAUUUCUUAAUUCAUCAGACAAUGUUUCUGUGAGUGAGAUUCAUGCAGUGAACUCACCUUUUUAUACUGCCCAUGCAACCGAUGCUGACAUCUCGCCUAAUAAUGUCACCAAGUAUUAUCUUGCCGAGAAUACAAACGGUUUUCAAAUUAAUCCAGACAGCGGAGAGCUUAGUCUAACGACUUCGCUGAAUUACGAAGUGCAGCAAAGUAUACUAGUCAAUAUAAUAGCGAGAGAUAAUGGCAAACCAAACUUAUUCUACGCCAACCUAGCCCUCAAUAUUACUGUCCUUGAUGACAAUAAUACUAAUAUCACUUUCCCGGCUUAUUUCCCGCUACAAUACUCCCUAUCUGAGGACACUCCUCUCAAUUUUAUUAUUUCAAAUUUCACUGGCGAAGAUCAUAAAGGCAAUCCUAAGCUCCAUCUUGAUUAUUAUUUGACUAAUGACACUGGUGGGGUUCCUCUCGAGUUUGGAAUAGAGAGAGAAUCUUCGUCUGGGUAUGCUCUUCUCUCGGUCAUAGGAGCUCUGGAUAGAGAGAGACAGUCAACGUACAAUUUGAAUAUAACAAUCAGUGAUGGUAACACUCCUCCUAGCACUGUCACUCAAUUCCUAACUGUUAUAAUACUGGAUGUAAAUGAUAAUUACCCAAAGUUUUCGUCACCUUCGUACUCCACAUCCUGGGAUGAAGAGAGACCGGGAAGGCUAGAAAUAGACUCGCUCUCUGUUUCCGCUACUGAUCCAGAUGCAGGCGAAAACAGCACUAUUGUGUACUCUUUACAAGAUACUGUAUCUGGGCUCUUCUCCAUUGAUUCCAAUGGUCAUAUCUAUCAGGAAAGAGCUCUAGACAGGGAGACCCAGUCCAACUAUAGCCUUGUUGUAAUUGCUUCUGAUCAGGGUACCCCCUCGAAACAGUCUCAGGCUAGUGUUUUUAUAAGUGUGACUGAUAUUAACGACAAUAGUCCGACCUUUACGCCAACUAGUGUUCGAUUGGAUGAGAACUCUCACGUUGGGACUAUAGUAACAACACUCGUAGGCAGUGACCCUGAUGCUGGUUCCAAUGGACAAGUCACUUUUAUUUAUGAUACACAGACUUCUAAUGCCUCCUCUCAUUUUGAGCUUUAUCCCAACGGCACGAUAAUUGUCAUUGACAUACCAGACUACGAGACGAAUCCUCAUUUCAUAUUUUUUGUCACUGCCCAAGAUGGCGGAAGCAGUCCUCAAAAAACCCUUGGCAAUGUAACAAUCAGCCUCAACGAUUUGAAUGAUAACUGCCCCGAAUUCCCAGCCCCUGCCUCUCAGUACAACAUCAGCGUCUUUGAGAAUGCGUCUAGCGGUUACCUACUGAUAGACCUCAAUGCUCAAGAUCUUGACCAAGGCCCAGCUGGUACCAUCCUCUAUGUAUUCGAGAACAUAGCUGACUCAAAGCAGUUUAGACUAGAUAGAGACAGUGGUGAGUUGUCUCUCAAUACUAUGCUGGAUUAUGAAAGAGCAACUCAUCACGAGGUUGGCAUCCUGGCUUAUGAUCAAGGCAGGCCAAGAAACAGAAUCUGCCGGCAGUCAAUACAUGUGUUUGUUAAGAAUGUCAAUGAGUUUGCUCCAACAUUUGACGAGACACCUCUGUUUAUAUUCACAGUCGACGAGGGAUUAUCCUCAAGUGCUGUAGUUGGAAGGAUAGUCGCUUUCGAUCAGGACUCUGAUUCCGUACUUAGCUACAGCCUCUCUUCCUCUCUCCAAUUCACAAUAGACAGUACUACUGGAGUCAUAACCACACUAACUGAGCUGGACUAUGAGACUGCAUCAUUUUAUAAUCUAACUGUUGGAGUCACAGAUCAAGGUGGGCUCUCUUCUUAUAGCUUUGUCCUCAUACUCGUUGGUAAUGUGAAUGACGAGACUCCCUCCUUUGACUCCAACACAUACACAACUUCAGUAUCAGAGAUAGCCAGUAAUGGUACAGUGCUCUUAACUCUAACUGCUACUGAUAAUGACAAUCACACCAAUACACCAGUCACUUACUCUAUAUUAGGGGGAAACAUUGGAGGCGUGUUUGGAGUUGAGCCAAAGACUGGAGACCUAUUUGUUAAUGGUCCGUUGGAUUUUGAGAAUGAUGAUAAUUAUGUAUUGUCAAUAAGCGCUAGUGAUACCGGUAUACCUAGCCGAUUAGCCACUGCUAAUGUUAUUAUUUCUAUUAUCAAUCACAACGAGUUCUCGCCAGUCUUCUCUAAUUCGUCGUAUCAUUUUAAUUUAACUGAAAACUUACCCUCGGGUAGUGUCGUAGGGUCGGUCUCUGCCUCUGAUUCUGAUACUGGUAGUUAUGGUGAUGUGUACUAUUCCCUUCAAACUCUCACUUCGUUCUUUACCAUUUCGGAGACCGGAGUCAUACGUACCCUCGUACCAAUAGACAGAGAGGCCACGCCUACUCUACCAGCAUUGGUAGUCGUUGCUAGUGACUCUAUCAAGACCCAGUCUGUAAACGUGUUUAUCAAUAUUAUCGAUCUAAAUGACAACCGGCCAUAUUUCCCACAAAGUCUUUAUGAGUUUUCUAUUGAUAACUCAAGCCUCCCUGGUGCUGUCAUUGCUCAAAUGUCAGCAGUUGAUCCCGACCUUUCACCAGUGACAUCAUAUUCCAUAUUAAACCCACCAGUUGGCCUACCAAUAGUCAUUAACUCAACUACCGGCUCUCUUUCUCUAUCAACAGCUCUAACUCCAGUCAACAGUCCUUAUGAGUUUACUGUGAAAGCAGUUGAUGCCUUCAAUUCUUCAUUCGUUGCAGAAACUAUUGUCAGGGUCUACCCAACCUCUAGCAACGACCAUUAUCCUAAUUUCACUCAACCUAUUUAUCAAACGACUGUCAGUGAAAACGUCAUACCCUCAGGCCCAAUUGCACUCCCAAAGGCUACCGAUCCAGACACUGGCUCAAAUGGACUCAGGAGAUACUCUCUACAAUCUAACGGCUCCCUAAUUAAAGAUCAAUUUCGGAUCAAUGAAUUAGACGGGAAAUUAUUUCUUACACAAGAAUUGGACUACGAAGUCAUGACAUCACACGACAUCAUUGUGUAUGUGCGAGACUCCACCCCCUCACACCCACGCAUGGCAAUAUCGCACGUCAUUGUAACUGUUACGAAUGAGAAUGAUAAUCCUCCUAGUUUUGUUGACGUCCCUUCAUCUCUUACCAUUACAUUCAUACCUUACAUAGAUGUAGAACUAUUCAGACUCAAUGCUACUGAUCCUGACGGAUCUUCCAUUACUUAUCAACUGUGGACGCAAACUAACAAAUUCUCCGUUGAUCCAGUAACUGGAAUAGUUACUAACAUUAUUGUACUUAAUAGCUCUGUUACCUAUUCACUUACUUUCCGUGUCAGUGAUAGUAAUUUUACAACCUCACAUACUAUGACCUUAAAUAUAGUCUCACCGGGAUCUUCUCCAUUAACUCCAUCAUUCACUAACGGUGAUACAGUAAUUCCAUUCAAUGUUGCUGAGACCUCAAGCAUAGGGUCUCUUAUCACUACAGUCACUGCUCUCCAUUCCCCUACUAGCUAUCACCUGGCCUGCUGUGAUGAAGCUUUAUCCGUAUUCUCCUUAAGCUCCGGCGGGUCUUUCUCGGUCUCUAAUGCUUUGGAUUACGAGACUCAAGAAGAGUAUCAAGUUAUUUUCGAGGCCAGGAGAGUCUCUGGUACUACCAGAUACUCCGACUACCAACAAGCAACUGUUACUAUACAGAAUAUCAAUGAGUACACGCCUACUUUUAAUCCUGUCUCCAACCCGAUCAAAGUGAAUGAGAAUACGGGUAGCAACUCUCUCAUAGUUCAAGUAUCAGCCGUUGAUCAUGAUUCCGGCUCUUUUGGUAUCAUCUCAUAUCAAAUCAUCAGCGGUAACACUGAUUUGGAGUCAUUCAGUAUUAAUUCAACCAACGGUGCUAUUAGAGUGGCCAGUGGUAAGACACUGGAUCACGAGGCAGUCCCAAUGUAUAAUCUAUUGGUGAGGGCUAGGGAUGGCGGAGGGAAGCAGAGUACCACAAUGGUGAAUAUAAUGGUACUUGAUGUGAAUGACUCUCCUCCUGUGUUCCCUGGUAAUUAUACCAUGAGUGUUUUUGAGUCUGGGUCAGUCGGAGAUAGAGUUUUAAAAGUGACUGCAACUGAUGCUGACUCCAGCUCAACAGUUACCUAUCAGCUAGGUACCGUCCAUUCCUAUUUUGAUCAGAUAAGUCGAGGAAUGUCAAACAAGUUCUCUCUGGGCUCUACGACUGGAGAACUCACUUUAGCGAGUCUCUUGGAUUACGAGACUGCUAACAGAUAUGAGUUUACCAUCACGGCCUCCGAUGGUCUUCAUAUUGACACGACACACAUUGUAAUCAAUGUCCUGGACUCAAAUGACAACCCUCCGUCGUUCCAAUUAAGUACUUACCACAAAUCUCAUUUCUUAGAGCUCUCCCUCCCUGGUACAUACGUUAUACAGAUUGAAUCCACUGAUGCUGACUCCAACAGGAACAGCAUAAUAAGGUACUCGCUGGGACAAGACUGGCCGACUAAUAAAUUCACUAUUAAUGAGUUUAGUGGAGUUAUUAGAGUUAAAGAACCAAUGGCUAUAGAAGAGCUUCAGUCGUAUGUGGGUGGGUGCUCGGCAGAUGCGUGGAUGUUUACAGGCACGGUUCUUGCCAAUGAUGGAGUAUGGAAUACGUCCGUUCCAUUGACCAUUAGAUUCACUGAUAUCAAUAAGUAUGCUCCAGUCUUUGAGGGGAGUCCUUAUAACAUCAUUACGUCUGAAACCACGCCCAUAGACACGCCCCUUUUUGCAAUGAACAUAACUGAUCAGGAUUGCGGCCCCAAUGCUGCAAUCAGCACAACCUUACCACGCUAUUACCAUUAUCCUUAUGACCUGUUUAAUUUUAAAAUCAUCAUUUCUAAUCAGUUAUACAGCCUCAAUACACAGAGGACUCUACCUCAGGGUAUCUAUCACUUCCGUCUGGAGGCUUAUAAUAAAAAUCCCUCACCACUGAACCUGCCUAUUUAUUACAAGGCCUCUUAUGCACAUGUGACUGUUACAGUCCUUCCUAAUAACACCCACGCUCCUAUAUUUGAUGAAAUUGGGUCUCUUUCUAUUGAUGAAAAUAGCCUCCUAGAGACUGAGGUUGGUUACGUGAGAGCUACAGAUCUUGAUCUGGGAGUGAGCGGUUUGGUCCACUACUGGUUAAAUGAUACCUCAGUACCAUUCGUGAUAGAUAAUAGCACUAGCAUGCUAAGAGUCAACGGUUCACUAGACUAUGAGUCACAGGAGAGGUAUAGUUUUUAUGUGUUUGCCGCAGACAAUGGCUAUCCUGUUAGACAGACAAGCUUGCUAGUCGUAGUCAAUGUACAAGACAUGGAUGACAACCCUCCUAUAUUUGUCUCUACUCAAUUUAACGGGAGCAUUUUGGAAAACUCACCACUUCAGUCAACUGUUCUUAAUCUCAAUGUGACAGAUGCUGAUUCAACUACCAGCGUAACUUACAGCAUAACCAAUAGGACCUCUCUACCAUUCUCUAUUGAUCCACGUACUGGGGUACUAAAAACAUCAGGAGACAUUGAUUACGAGACACAGACCGAGUACAAUUUUAGUGUAAUGGGAGCUAGUGAGUCUACACCAUUGCUUAAUUCAACUACACUAGUACGGAUUAGUGUACUUGGCGUCAAUGAAUACCCACCAGUAUUAGAGAUUGCUAAGGACGUCAUUCGUGUAUCAAGAAAUGCAUCAAAGGGAGACGUGAUCCUAACUAUUAAAGCAACUGACUCUGAUGACGGUAGUGAUGGUUUGAUAACUUACAGUUUCCGCAUGUCCUCUCCUUAUUUAGCUGUACACAACAAUGGUAGCAUUACAUUAAACAUGUCGUUAACAGAUAUACAUGCACAUCAUGUCUUAGCCAAUUCCGCGGGUAACAGGAAAAGACAGUCGCCUACCAACAGCUCUGAAAUAAUAGUUGAACUAGUUGUUGUAGCAACAGAUGGGGGCAAUCCUCCAAAAAGUGACACCAAAAACUUAACGGUCGUAAUUCCAGAGGGUAUAUCCACAACUUCAGAGCCAACAAAUACCAGUUCUCUUACGACUGAAGUCAUUGUCAUCAUGUCUAGUGUAGCAGCAUUCGUUAUUAUAAUGAUAUUAGUUAUUAUCAUUUGCAUUUCAACAGUGUUCUCUCGUUCACGUAAACUCAAAAAGUCAAAGCUUGAUCUUACUAGAUCAAGUCGUGUCUGUGUUACUGAGAUACCAGUGGAAGAGGAAGAUGCUGUAAAUGGCGGAAAUGUUGAGCUCCAGCAGAUAAGAGCAGUAGAGUCUGUGACUCCGACGAAAACCAGCUCAAACAGCAGAUUAAACAAGCCACUCAAUGACACUGCUCUCAGCGAAGGUGGUAACAAUAUUUAUCAGGCGAAUCCACACAGACCUUCUCCUCACACUCGAAGCACCUCAGACCUUGCCAGCUCCAUUGCAACUGAUACUCUUAACCUAACGCAAGAUGCUGGAUUCCCCUAUUCCAAAGGUCAAAUUGAAGCUAUUUAUGCCGCAAAUGUUGACCUCUUACACGACGGCUCUCAGGCAAGCGUUCACACUUUUGGAUCAGAAGGAGGCGGAGAGUCUGACGGGGAUGAGAUGGAUAACGUUUAUUAUAAGUAUGAUAGGGACGUUGAUGUAGAGGGAUCAAUGAUGGAGGGAGAGGAUGACCUCAGCUCUAUUGGUGGUAAAGACAGGAACUCAAUGAUAUCCGAGUCCUCUGAUGGAGCUAGAGAAGACGAAUAUCAUUUCAGUCAGAGCACAAACCCCUGGUCGUCCAGGCGCUCGAUCAACGACCUCAUCGGAGAGGGAUCACACAGUUUAAUGUACGGCUAUCCUCAUUCUCAAGGCAUAGGUGGAGCUAUUCCUUAUGGGGCAUCCACUCAAGGCUCUCACACCUCUUUAUUACGAGGACAUAGGCCAAACCCACAGUAUAGAGUUGGAAGCGAAAGGGAGCUCCCACGGCAGUUAUACGGUCAUUCGCACAGACUAGGGCACCCUCCGCCCCCAUUGGGAUCAAACUACGAGUAUUAUCCUGAACACGAAUUACACCAAGCCCCGCCCUCUCUCCACCCACGUAUGUCAAACUCUCAACAUUACGAGCCCCCAAUGAUGGAGUACAGGGGACGUUCCAGCGUCCCUAGGGGAGCACCCCCUCCUCCAUACUUCACUCAAGACCCCAUUCAGCAUAGUUUGACCCAGAGUUCUACGAGAGGUGAGAACUAUUAUGCGCCAGGGUUCCUCGAGCCUUUAAAUUUUGAGCGGCAGACACUCUCGACUUCUUCGACAUCACUUAGUACGAGUGCCAGUCAUCCCAACAAUUACAGACACAAUAGUAACGGAUAUCAUUGAAGAACUAUCGUGUUGCAAACGCUGUACUAAUAUUUUGUUAUUAUUUUCCUAAUAAUAAUUAUGAGUAAUUUUAUUUUGUCUAUAACAUGUUCCCAUGUUUCUUUACUAUCUGUUAUUGUGUUCCCUUCAAUGUCUGCAUGUUUGUACGAUAAUCUGUAAUCAAAUUUUUAUUUAUAAAAUUAAUAUCCAGUUUUAAAUAAUACUUAAUGACAGCAA
Amphimedon queenslandica is the source of this 10701-nucleotide messenger RNA. RefSeq names its product protocadherin Fat 4. The transcript has 4 exons. Gene Ontology annotation, biological process: homophilic cell-cell adhesion. Gene Ontology annotation, cellular component: plasma membrane. Lineage: Eukaryota; Metazoa; Porifera; Demospongiae; Haplosclerida; Niphatidae. The record is from RefSeq and is a predicted model, not a curated record. Gene Ontology annotation, molecular function: calcium ion binding. Bases 379 to 10485 code for a protein of 3368 amino acids.